AUGAACUCAAACCCCACACCUACCGAGGGGCCUGGGGCAUCUCCCCCCGCAGAGCAUCCUCGAGCCACCAAACCUACCGAGGACCCCAAAGAACAUACCCGGACAGGCCACACCCGGGCAUUUCGCUUCAAAGAUGGGAGUCAGCCUCACCGAAAGCGGAAACACCGUCACAGAUCACGGACACGAGACAGUGAACCGUCCAAGCGACACCAUCGCGAGGACAAGAAGUCCGACCCGACAUACGAAAACUCCUUCAACUCAACAGCGGACACAUUCCGCGAGUCACUCUUCGACGCUCUCGGCGACGACGAAGGUGCCGCAUACUGGGAAUCCGUCUACGGCCAGCCCAUCCAUAACUACCGUGUCCCGGACGUACAACGCGGGCCGGAGGGCGAGCUAGAACAGAUGACGGAGGAGGAAUAUGUUGACUACGUACGUCGACGGAUGUGGGAGCGGACACGGGAGGGCAUGUUAGCCGAGCAGGAGCGGCUGCGGGCUGAGCGGCAGCAGAAAAGGAAGGAGGAGGCUCAGAGGAACGCGCAGUCUGGGAGGGAGGAGUUUGAACGUGCUAUGGACGAGAGUCUACGGCGAGGAGCGCAGCGCAAGAGAGCAAAGACUGAGUGGGGUGCACCCUGGGCUGAGUAUUUGGAGAGAUGGGAGACUAUUCGGAAGGUUGCGGAGGAAUCGGCUCCUAAGUCGCUGCGCAAUCUGCUCUUCUGGCCUGUUCGCUCUGGGAAGAGGGUUGAUGUUCGACCUCAAGCUGUUGAGGAGUUCAUGCGCCAUGCUCCGCCGCCGGCGGACCUGCUUGGUACGCUUAAAGCGGAGCGCAUUCGCUGGCAUCCCGAUAAGAUUCAGCAUCGCUAUGGCGCGUUAGGGAUUGAUGAUACUGUCAUGCGCAGCGUUACUGAGGUCUUCCAGAUUGUAGAUGGCUUGUGGAACGAGGAGAGAGAACGGCAGAAGUAA
Penicillium roqueforti is the source of this 963-nucleotide messenger RNA. RefSeq lists its product as uncharacterized. Gene Ontology annotation, biological process: canonical NF-kappaB signal transduction. The record is from RefSeq and is a predicted model, not a curated record. Bases 1 to 963 code for a protein of 320 amino acids. The transcript has a single exon. NCBI's taxonomy places the organism in Eukaryota, Fungi, Ascomycota, Eurotiomycetes, Eurotiales, Aspergillaceae.